AUGAGGGAAUUUGAACUUCAGAACUUGAAGUCUUUGAGAUCUGUCCCUCUGAUUUGUGUAAAAAUUACUAGCUCAUCAGGUAAAGAAAGCAGUCUAACGGUUUGUUUAAAAGAGACGGUCAAGUCAUUGAAGGAUAGAGCUCUUGGUGGCGAAUGUUCGAAGGAAUCUCCCUUCUACAAACUUAUUCUUGCUAAAUCAAAUCGUGAGCUUAUCGAGGAGAAAACGCUAGAAGAAGAAAAUGUUCAAGAAAAUGGUAAGUUUCAUGGUUGACUCUAAUGUUUAGGAAUUACCUCCUAUUUGACGUUGUUUUUUUUUUCUUUUCCAGACGAAUUGAUCUUGUUCAAGAAACGUCAGAGCACAACUGCAGAUAUAGCCGAAAAGGUAAGCUUAGCUAUGUGAUUUUACAGGUCAUUUCGUUUGUUAGCAAGUGAGGUUUAUUUUUUUAUUUAUACCACAUUAUGCAAACAGUGCUAAAUGUCGUGAUAAGAUAACAGGGAAUUGGUUUAAAAGCACAUCACAUGUUGAUUACAUUAAUUGAUUUGUGUAAUUUGGCAGCUUAUUGGCUCAGUUGUUCUAGUGUAUGUAACACAAUAGUCGUAUAUCCUCGUUUAGCUUUUGUUGUUAGAAAAUGGUCUGAAAACGAUAUCAGAGCGUAAUUUGUGAGACAUUAAUAAUUAUUAUAUCAUUAUGGCGAGAAAAAGAUGAACAACAACACAGUGAAUGCAAAAACAGAUUUUGUGUUUUGUUUACAAGUAGCCGUCAUGAUUGUAUGACCAGGUCAGUGUCAGUCUCAUUUGUUGGCAAGGAAUCAGGGAUUUUUAUAGAUUUUGUUAAUAACUGGCGGCCAUCAAGUAACGUCAUGUACAAUUUUAUGCCCAUUUGCAAGUUAUACUUCAUAAAUAAUUUUUGGCUGAAAAUUUCUGAUUUAGUCAAUGACAUGAAAAUGGAUGUUUUAAGUUUUUGUGAUGACUGUGCAUGUGCCAGUAUUCACUAUUGCCAUUGAGUUAGUUUUCCAAAAGUAAGUAAGCAAAAAUAGGAUAUACUUUGGAGUCCCACAGGCCCCUCCCCUGGAUCUGCCACUGGUGCCAAUGUGUUGACCAUUCUUCAUCAUUUGGCAAAGUUGCAUGCAUUAAUGGGAAAGGUUAAAAAUGCGCUACAAAUUAUAGAGAAAUGUUGCAAUGCAUUUUAAAGCAUUCAAAUGCAAUAAAAAUGCAUUUUACUCUUCAGUAGUAGUCACACACUCUUCUCAAGCACCUAUUUUUGACAUUUUUUUUCUUUAAUCCUAUAUCAGACAUUGUAAAAGGGCCUCGGCUAUACAUUGAUGUAUUACUCCUUACUGUACAUUAAAACAAACUGCAUACUCAAUUUUUGUCACUGCUUUAGUUCUAAAUUUAUUUCUCUAACUUGAAAUUACGCAGGAAUGUAAAAGUAACAGUUCCCAAGUGCCUGAUCUCAAAAUGGUGAAGAAACUUACUGCAAAACUUGAUGGAGGGAAGGUCAAGGACCAAUUUGCAAGCUUAUCCCCUCCUACUUUAGAUGUAAGUAGGAUUAAUAAUAUUAAACCUGUCAAUGUACUGUAUUCUUGGAGAAGCACCUUUGUUCUGUGCCAUCCCUGUCGAUCGAGGGAAAUGCUGUAAUGGACUAGUUAGCAGGUUGUAGAGAAGUACAGUUGAGCCUCCAUGUACAACCACCUAUCCAAAACAGUGAAAUUUUCCCAGUGAAAUCACUUUAGUUGGAACCUCCCUUAAGCGACCGCAGAUUUUACACUGUUUUUAUCCUCCUGUAAGCAACUACCUAAGACAUGGCUUAAUCAUAAUUUUGUUUAUUGUACUUCACUACUAAGAAAAUACCAAGACAUAAAACUUUUAGUGGGAACUUGAAGGGAAGGUUUCACGGUGCAGUGCAUGCUUAUGAAUCACGUCUAUGCAAGCAAUAUGAUCAUGUCAUAAUGUUGUCAUAGAACCAAUCUGCACACUCCCCUGGCAGUCACUUGAUCAACUUAUGUGCAAAUAGCUGUAAAUUCAGCAACCAUAGAAUAAAACCUUUGGGUCAGCAAUAAAUUCAACGUUGGUAGUACUGGCAUAAUGCACUAUUUUUUUCUGCAAUUUUAGUACUCCUCCAUCCUACUUCAGGUUUCUCUGAAAUACACUUCUACUUUGAAAUACACUCUGAGAUUGCUGAGAUACAUGUGGGUGGGAUUGUUAAACUAAUUAAACUGGAAAAAAGUAAUUUAAUUAAUGAGCAUGCGCUGAACCUUGAACCAGUCCCUUUAAAAUUACACUCAUCAUAACUUAGAGGUUACAUGCAUUUGUAUUCUCUUCCAAAAUGUACAUUGUUCUGACCUCUUCUAGAGAGCUCUUUUGGGUAAUUUUGCAAACCUCAAGCUAUUUGGUUACAUAACAGUACCUUACUUUUUCUUUCCACUUUUAGUUCAAUUCUGAACUCAGAAGAAUUCUUAUCUCCCUUAUUGAUUCUUCCAUCCUGCUUCAAUCCGUGAAUGAAGACAAGGAAACUGCUGGUAGUUCAGGUACAAAUUCAAAAAGGUUAUGUGCAUUGUUAAAAUUACUGUAUGUUUGGAAAUAACGUAGUUUAUAGAAGCCCAACAAGACAUCUGCGUGUACAGGGUUUGCAAAUUUUAUUGAUGGGUGAAGUCAAUGUGACUUCUGCUUCACAAACUUUGGAGUCAUUUUGGAAUAUUUAGAGGACUCAUGUAACACAACGGAAAAAAAACAAUGUAAUAUUGCUUAAACAAGAGUUAAAAAAAAUUAUUUGACAGCUUUGGAUAACCUGUUCGAUGAGGCUGCCAUGUCAGCGUAUGGUUCUGGCACUAUAUAUCAUGAUGGAAACAUGAGGUAACUUUGGCCUCAUAAUUAUGAGAGUCGGCUGACCUCGAAAGGCUCAAAUCCAUGAUGAUGAUCAUCAAUCAAGUGAUUCUUAUCGUAAUUUUGCCUCUAUGUGUUUAAACAUUAAUAAUUGUUCAAUUAAGGUGGUUUAAAUCAGGUUUACAACAUUUGCAGUUAAUGCAGUAAAUUCUACUUUAGUGCUUAUAUUCUUGUUUUUAAGGGUACAGAUGUAUGUAAGAACUUUUAACACAUACUGUCUUUUUAGGUCAGGAGGAAGAUUUGCAACCAAAUGUUGACCCUGUAAGUGUACUGUAAUUUACAAUGAUGGGAAGGCAAUAAUCACAAAAAAUGCUUAUAACACCAGUGUCAUUACUAAUGGCCCUAAUUUGUAAAACUUACAUGUACACAGUCCAACCCAAAGGAAAUCUAAGCACCUGUAAGCUGUAUACAAAGUCUUCUAUACAUGUACUGUGUUAUGGGAUGAUUAUUUUAAAUUGCUGGCCACAUAAUUGCUGGUGGUCUCCUGGGCUUUUGGUUGUAACAGGGAUGUGUCAAGUCAUGUAUAUAAGGUUAUGGCCAAAAUUUAACUCAGGUUAAACCGUUUUGACUUAAAUUGAUUCACAAUUUCCUUUGUUCCCUAUCCCUAUUAUUGUUGAUGAGUUAUGGUUAGGAGACAAGGGAAAUUGAGAAUCAACCUAAGUUGAGAAAAAAUUUUUCACCUGAAUUUCAUUUUGCCACUUAAACAUAAUGCAAAUUUAUGUUGUUCAAAUUUUUUCACCUCGCCUCAAAUUCUACUCUCUGCUGUUUUUAAGACAGUGCAGUAAUGAAUGUUUAUGUGAAAAAAGUAAAAUGUGAUCCAAGGAUUUUUUAAACCACAACAUAAUAGCAUAAUCAAGGUGUAUACCCUUGUUAAUUAUAAAAUAUGCAUUUUUUUGUUCCAGACCAUCCUUAAACAGCUAACAGACAUGGGUUUCAAAGAAACCAGAGCCAAGAAAGCCUUGUUUUUAAACAGG
Molecule: messenger RNA, 3856 nt
Organism: Porites evermanni
Lineage: Eukaryota; Metazoa; Cnidaria; Anthozoa; Scleractinia; Poritidae
Source: the annotation of a GenBank genome assembly